Messenger RNA from Cercopithifilaria johnstoni, 384 nucleotides. The record is from the annotation of a GenBank genome assembly. NCBI's taxonomy places the organism in Eukaryota, Metazoa, Nematoda, Chromadorea, Rhabditida, Onchocercidae.
AUGAUCAUCACAACCCCCAACUCUGCACAGAUUCACUCCGAUAAUUCGUGCUUAUUGUUCACUAUUUGGAAGAGGAAAGCUUCUGAAUUCUGCGAGCAACAACCAUUAUUACUUCGCCGCUUCGUGGCUUCGGGAAUAAACCAAACAGACAAAGUGAAUAAAGAUGUUAACGAGUUGGAUGAUGUCCAUCACGUCCAUGUCAGUAGCCCAUUGGAUCAGCAAUUUCCCUUUCCACAGCUGAUCCAGUUCCCUCAUGAUUGUAUUUUUGCAAUGGUGAACGAUGAGAUAGAAAUCUUGGAUGCCAUUUUUAAAAAGCAUUGGAUGGAAGAACAUGAACACCUGUAUUUGCGAAUCGAUGCUUUUAAAUGGAAAGAACACCAAUAA